AAUGUUGAGCGGGCCAUUACACAAUGAUGCUCAGCGUGACUUACGUAAUGCCCUUUUUUGUGGAGCCGGUCACAUUUAUUAUUGAUAUUUAUAAACCCUAAUACUUGAAUUUGUCCGUCUUUCAGCUAUCAAGAUGGCUACCAGGGUCUCAGUACCGGACUCCAGCAAGGGGGACAAGCUGCAUCACGACCCCUUAGAACACUGCCCGAUCUGCCUCAAGCGGUUUACUGAUCCUAAGAUGUUGGACUGCCUCCAUAGCUACUGUCUGAAAUGUCUGGAAGAACUCCUUCCGAACAAGCACCGCGAUGCAGUUAACGUCCAGUGUCCGGUUUGCAAGCAGAAUACGUUCCUGCCGGAGCAAGGUGUUAAUGGCCUGGUCAGUUGCUCAUCGUUGGCUUCCCUGAUUCUGGUCGACGACGAGGUCGCUCAUAGGUCAAAGGUUAUAUGCGAAGCCUGCGACCUGGGUCAGGAGGCGGUGUCGCGGUGCGUGGACUGCGAGGAUUACCUGUGCAAGGAUUGUCAGGAAGCUCAUCAACGGAUGUUGAAGAUGCGAUCUCAUGAUGUUGUGGCUUUGGAGGAUCUUCCCAAGUGCGGUAAUCACGACGGCCAGGAGUUGUGUUUCUUCUGUGAGACGUGCCAGGUGCUGAUCUGUGGCGCGUGCACCGUCGUCGCUCACAGUCAGCCAGAGCAUAAGUACGUCGGCCUGGAGGAAGCCGAUCAUUCCUUCCGGGAGCAAGUUGAUGCGGAGUUCGCCAAGGUGGACCUCGUGCAUCGGGAGCAGAAGGCGGCUAAAAUUUCCUCACAGCACUCCCGGGACAGACUGGAAACAAUGAUCGCAGAGGCCAGGCAGAAAGUUUCUGAGAAGGCUAACGAGUACCACGCGUACGUUCAACAACAGGAGAAGGUCCUCCAGGAGAGAAUUGACCAAGUCAAACACAAGAGGGCAGUAGAGAUAGACAUCUCGCUGACCAAUCAAAACCAGACUCUUGCCAACACGGAGAGGAGAUUGGAUACGGUAAGGUCCUUUGUGGCAAAAGCUAGUCCUUGCGAGCUGCUGGCUAAAAAGCAGACGAUACUGAAUGGGAUUCAUGGCGUUAAGGCUGUACAUUUUCAAGACCACGGUCUCCUACAUGGACUGUCGUACCUCAACUUCAAGCCUGGUAGUGCCCCAACCAUGGAACCCCUUGGAACUCUGCUCCUAGAGGAACGAUGGAAGCUGGUCAAAGAGUUCAGCAACUUCAAGAUGGCCAGAGGAGUGGCGGCAAACUCUAAAGGGCACAUCGCGGUGGUCGAUUCCGAGAGGAACUUCCUCAUCAUCAUCACGGAUCCCAAGGGAAGAGAGCAACGCAGAAACUCCGCCGGGGUGCAAAUGGAGAAGCUACGGAAGCCGUUCAGUGUCUGCAUCAAUACCCUAGAUCAGCUUGUCGUCAUCGACAGUCCAAAGGUGAUGGUCUUGGACAAGGAUUUGAAGUACCUCUUCCAGUUCACGCCGUCUCGCGAUGACAAGGAAGAAGAAUCCAAAACAUUGCUCUCAGCACUUGCAGUGGAUCAAGACAACCAAAUCGCAGUCGGUGAUCGUGGUCGCGGAGUGAUAACCCUCCACAAACCAGACGGAGCUCUCAUACACACGAUCCCCUCCCCGACAGUCGAAAAUCAACUUGCCGUGAAUCUUCCUCCGAAUCGUUCCUUAAUCUACAGCAGCUACGAAGACAACCGACUGACGUCCAUUGACUACGAGGGUAACCCCAUCUUUUCGGUGGACACACUCGCCAGAGCGAAGUUUCGGAAUCCGACCGGUAUAUGCUGCAGUCCCACAGGUGACAUCUUUGUAGCAGGGCACUUGGAUGUCAAGGAGCAAUCGGGGAUCUACUACUUCAACCCUGUUGGGGAGUACCUUGGCUGCUUAGCGCUUGGUCUGUGUAACCCGCUAAGCAUGGCACUGACACCUGCUGGAGAACUGGCUGUUGCUGAUAAGCUCACAGUGAAAGUAUAUCACCGUGUUUAAACAAGAAUAAUAGAUAUACAGGACCUGAACAUACAGAAUGGGUCAAAAGAUCCAAAGGCAAACUUUAGAUACAAGUUCUUAAACAGGCUUUUCAUGAGGUGUUUUCCUCUUUCAAUGAUACAUGCACAUGCACAGCGUACCUGUACUUUGA
This is a messenger RNA of Patiria miniata (bat star), 2156 nucleotides long. RefSeq names its product tripartite motif-containing protein 45-like. The coding region runs from base 134 to 2005 and encodes 623 amino acids. Gene Ontology annotation, molecular function: zinc ion binding; ubiquitin-protein transferase activity. Gene Ontology annotation, cellular component: nucleoplasm; chromatin. The transcript has a single exon. Lineage: Eukaryota; Metazoa; Echinodermata; Asteroidea; Valvatida; Asterinidae. Gene Ontology annotation, biological process: positive regulation of DNA-templated transcription. The record is from RefSeq and is a predicted model, not a curated record.